GUGAUUGCUGAGGACUGAGAAAUUAGAGAAAAGCCUAAAUUUCGAGGUGUGGAUAUAAUUAGGAUUAGGGUUUUGAAUUGAGAAGGGGGAAAUGGCGGAAAAUAGGGGAACAACAGGAAAGAUAAACCUAAGCCAGAAUGUUAAAGAGGAGACAAUAAAUCUAAGUGGGCAGAUCCAUCAUCUUCCAUGCUGCAUCAAAUUCAAUGACCCUUGCUUUGUUUCUCAAUACUUCAAACCCAAACUCAAAGGGAUGGGGAUUGAUGGGUUAACAGUAGAGGAAGCACAUUUUAGAGGAAGGAAGCUUCAAGGAACUACUAUUUCUCUUCCGAAUGGAUAUUCUGGCUUUCUUCUUACGAAGAAAACGUCAGGCAAGAGGAAAGCUUGUGAUGUAUCUGAAGGGAACUCAAACAAUUGGGAAAUGAAAGCCAAAUUUGAUGAACUAACAUAUUGGAAUCACGAUAGCCUUCCAUCAAAAGAUGAUCCCUUCCUGCGUUCUUUUCAUUGGUUUGCUGUUGCAGAAGCUCUGCACAAACCGGUAAAAGCUGAAGACUUGGCUGAUGUUGAUGCUGCUCCGGGGAAAAACUAGUGGACUAAUACUUGAAAGCUGGAGCAUCUUCUGAUAUCCGGCCACUGCAUUUAUUUCUUGUACCGUUCGUAGUGGGGAAAGAAUUGAUAGGCUGAGUGAAAACAUGGCGGAUAUCCUAUAAUCUUCAUCUAUGAUUUACUGAACUCCUCGUUCGUAGAGUAAGACUUAUCAAGAAUCUCUUUGAAGAAGAGCACAGACUAGGAAAAGUGCUUAAUUCAAUGAUCAAUCAGACUAUUCUCUUUGAAUAUGUUAGUCUGAUAUGAGUUGUAUAGUCAUCUUGUCUUUUGCAUUGUUGUCUGUGUACCGUAUCAGCUCAUUCAGUCCAAGAAUUUCGCACGCAUGAACCAAACAUGUUUGGUUAC
Molecule: messenger RNA, 948 nt
Organism: Hibiscus syriacus
Lineage: Eukaryota; Viridiplantae; Streptophyta; Magnoliopsida; Malvales; Malvaceae
Product: ribonuclease H2 subunit C-like
Exons: 4
Coding region: 92-586 (164 amino acids)
Biological process (GO): RNA catabolic process
Cellular component (GO): ribonuclease H2 complex
Source: RefSeq, a predicted model, not a curated record